Messenger RNA from Erinaceus europaeus (western European hedgehog), 1507 nucleotides. RefSeq names its product succinate dehydrogenase complex subunit D (gene SDHD). The transcript has 4 exons. Gene Ontology annotation, molecular function: heme binding; ubiquinone binding. Gene Ontology annotation, biological process: mitochondrial electron transport, succinate to ubiquinone; tricarboxylic acid cycle. The record is from RefSeq and is a predicted model, not a curated record. Gene Ontology annotation, cellular component: membrane; mitochondrial envelope. Lineage: Eukaryota; Metazoa; Chordata; Mammalia; Eulipotyphla; Erinaceidae. The coding region runs from base 103 to 582 and encodes 159 amino acids.
CAGUUCCUGUUCUUCCGAUGAUUUUCAACGUCCUCGGGCGCAGGGCGGUGUCGUACGAUUACUUCCGGUUCGCUGGACGACCUUGAGCCCCUCGGAAGCGAGAUGGCGGUCUUGUUGAGGCUGAGCGUUCUCAGCCGGGCGCAAGGAGGCCGAGCUCUGUUCCUGCGAGCACCAGUGGUCAGACCUGCUCUUGUCUCAGCAUUUCUCCAGGACCAGCCUAUGCCAGGAUGGUGUGGGAUGCAGCACAUUCACCUGUCACCCAGUCGCUAUUCUGAUUCCAAGGCUGCCUCUCUCCACUGGACUGGUGAGAGGGUUGUCAGUGUUUUGCUCCUUGGCCUGAUUCCAGCUGCUUAUUUGAAUCCUUGCUCGGCAAUAGACUACUCCCUGGCUGCAACCCUCACUCUUCACAGUCACUGGGGCCUUGGACAAGUUGUUACCGACUAUGUUCAUGGGGCUGCAACGCAGAAAGCUGCCAAAGCCGGCAUUUUGGCACUCUCAGCUUUAACCUUUGCUGGGCUUUGUUAUUUCAACUACCAUGAUGUGGGCAUCUGCAAAGCUGUUGCCAUGCUGUGGAAGCUCUGACCUUUUUGAUUUAAUACCUUGAGAAGAUUGUACACCUCUUUGCCUCUGCUCUGUCAUGCCAUUCAACUCACAAUAAGGAGGGUAUAACAGUUAAGUUCAUUCAUAAGACAAACCUCUUCUAAUGAUUAUCUUUAGAAUUUAAUCUGUCAAGGGACAAGCUUGAGAGGGCUUGUGUCAAGAAGUUGUGGAGUUAAAUUCUGUAUUUUAGUGAGUUAAUGAUGUUUCCAAUUUCUCCCAAGACUCAUUUUAUAAACACUCUGUUAUAUAACAUAUAAUUCCUAGAGGGAACUCGGUUUUGUUAUUAUAAAUACCAGAUUAUUGGUCCUGGAGAACAGUGGAAAAGGGAAAGAUGGUAAGAGAUUUGACAUAAAUAUUUUUGCAAGUGUCCUCCUCUGUUUCAUUGAUGUCAGUUACUGAUGAUUACAUGUCCUAGGGAAAAUUUAAAAUUAGGAAAUGCUAUUAUUUCACAUACUGAUUUAUCAUAAGUUCCAGGAAGGGAUCUGGAGAACUUUAAAUAUAAAGAAGUUCCGUGUAGGGCCCAUGAAAUAACUCACUUGGAUAAAGUGCUGCUUUGCCAUGUGCACAACGUCUAAGUUUGAGCCUGGCCCCUACUGCUUUGAAGAAAACUUUGGUGCUGUGUUCUCUUUCAUUCUGUUAGAGGUUGCAUGCUUGUGACUUCACAGGCCAAAGGUUUAACCACCUUAUGCCAAAGCUGAGCAUUGCUCUAGUUCUUUUUCUCAUAAGUAAGUAGAUAUUUUUUUAAAAAUCAAAUCUGAAGAGGCUGGCAAAAUUAGUUAAUAAAGAACUUCCAUGUAUGAAAGAGGUUCUCUUACAGAUGUAUAAAUGCUACCAAAAAAACUAAAUUGAGAUUUAAUGUUUUUAUUUGCUUGUUCCAAAAUAAAAUAAUGUGUCCACACAGAUAUAA